Molecule: messenger RNA, 2076 nt
Organism: Bipolaris sorokiniana ND90Pr
Lineage: Eukaryota; Fungi; Ascomycota; Dothideomycetes; Pleosporales; Pleosporaceae
Exons: 6
Coding region: 1-2076 (691 amino acids)
Biological process (GO): Golgi to plasma membrane transport
Cellular component (GO): exomer complex
Molecular function (GO): protein binding
Source: RefSeq, a predicted model, not a curated record
AUGGUGACAUCGCCAGCUGUUCCUGAAAUCUACGAAGACGAGCUACACUCGGCCAUCGAAGCGCGCUCCGAAUCUCUACAGACGCUCCGAGAAUUGGGUCCGCCAGACCUGGUCCACCUGAUAAAACAGCCUAUCAAGUCUGCGACAAAACAGAUUGGUGUCUACCAUCAUGUCACCGGCAUAGACGCUUCCUCGUCCGCUAGCCUAGCGGCUUACAUCAACACGCUUACAUAUUCUGCGCAUGACAAGCAAAACAAAGUAGUAUCGGGCUUGUAUUGCUGCUACAAUGCCUUUUCGCGGCUCGAUAUGCGCGUUCAAGUCUAUAUCCCAGGAACAGUUGAAAGCUACUGCAUUGACGAGCGCGGCGACAAACGAGUAGCCACCGAUGAACUCUGGCUAGAAACUUAUCUCUGCAGCGUCUUGCGCGCAUACUCGUACGCCGACGAUGGUUCGGGCGAUACUAUCAAGAAGAUUGUUGGUGUACGGAGAUUCAACCCAAUCACAAGCACAGAGAGCGAGCACAGGUUUCUGGAUGCUGCAGAGCGUCUCUUCUUCAAUGGCUGGCAACUUGGAUCCGACCCUGAAAUUCAAGUCCCCAAUCUCGUCUCAAAUCACUUGACGACAGGUCUGCUCAACUACAUUCACACGACCGGGAGAUACACCUCGGGCAUCAAUCUCUUCGAAAAACUGCGCACUCGUGAUCCAGAGAUCUCCUCGCUCCUCGCCCGCGUCUACAUCGAAGCAGAUGAGGAGGUCAAAGCUGUACAAUUGUUGCACGGUGCUAUUCAAGAAUUGCCCAUGGAUUACUCAUUACUGGACUGCCAAGCAGAGUUCUGCAACAAGAAGGGCCGUGGUGAUCUCGCACUGGAAAUCGCAAAGAGGAGUGUCGUCUCCGCACCUAGCGAGUUUGGCACAUGGGCGCGCUUGGCGGAGAUAUAUGUCAGCCUCGAGCAGUGGGAUCUUGCACUGCUGACACUCAACUCAUGUCCAAUGUUCACGUAUCAGGACAAGGAUGCUCCGCGAAUGCCAGAGCCCCAGAGGGUCUUUCUGCCUAUCAUGCCCGAAGCAAUGUGCGACGAGAUAGAAGAUUCCAAUGUCGACGACAUGGAACUCGUACAUCCAACCCUGAGAAAACUACACGCAGCCGGAUUCAAGGGUACCUUCCUGAAAGCAUACAUCCUGCUCACAGAAAUCACAAAGAAGAUCGGCUGGGAUCAACUCCUAAAGAUAAGAAGCCAAGUCUUUGUAAUGGAAGAGGAGUAUCGCCACGAGAAGACUGUCCAGCAACCGCACUCUCGCAGUGCAAGCACAACAGCUCUCCGGGCUCCAUCUCCUAAUUCGCAGGCCCAACAAGCCAACGGUAGCGAGCAUGGCGAAGUCCAGGAACGUCCGUCCACAGAUGCAAGCAAUACCCAGAAUGGCGAGGGCUCAGCUGCUGGUACAGAGACUGAACUGGAAAAGCCCGGCCAUACGGUUGCCUCUGAAGUUGUAAAGGCUGGCAGUGAAGACCCUCACCUACAUGACAACCAGAACGGCAACCCUGCCCAACCAAACUAUACACACUUCCAGAACAAGCGCUUGUGUGAGCGCUGGCUUGACAACCUCUUCAUGGUACUAUACGAAGACUUACGCGUAUACACAAUAUGGCGUACAGAAAUGGCGCAAUACCGCCAGCAGCAAUUGCUGUACAAGAAGAGUAGCGAAGAGUGGGAGAUCCUGGGUGAAUUGGCGGAGAGAUUGCAUCACACUGAGGAAGCUGUAGAAGCAUACGAGAACUGUCUGCAAAUCAAGUUCUCUCCCAAGGCAAUGAAGGGCGUACUCAAGCUGGGCGAAGGAAGGAAGCAAGUCAGAGAUGUCACGGCAGCACUGAUUCGCCUCAUCACCUGGCAGUACCGCUGGUACUCUGAGUUCUCGCCAGCUCUCCUCUACACCAUCCGAAAACUCAUCGAAGAGGAAGGUGCCGUCAAGAUCCGCAGCAUCGUCCAGGGAACUUCACUGCCCCAGCACGUCCUCGACCUUACCCACCAGUACGCUGCGUUAUGUGCUGCGUUUAGGAGCAGUGGGAGCGACGGCUAG